Schistosoma haematobium is the source of this 4250-nucleotide messenger RNA. RefSeq lists its product as uncharacterized. NCBI's taxonomy places the organism in Eukaryota, Metazoa, Platyhelminthes, Trematoda, Strigeidida, Schistosomatidae. Bases 861 to 1463 code for a protein of 200 amino acids. The record is from RefSeq and is a predicted model, not a curated record. The transcript has a single exon.
AUUGUAACUUCGCGCGAAUUCGGUUACGUUCUGUAACCAAGCUUGUAUCCUGGCACGAUCUCGGUAUCCUUUCGAUGCCACGAGAUCGCCAGCAAAUAAACAUCGACUUGGUCCAUUAAUUGCCUUCUGGUAUUCGGCUUCUCGGGGAUUUUAUGGAGUCAUUUGGAACGAGCUUCUUACGCCUUCUGAUUCGCUUGGCACGUGUUUCUUGGUAGCGGUGUUCACAGUUAAUCUCAACACGACGCCACGCUACAAUUGGUAAUCCCAAUUCGACUACAAUUGGUGAUCCCAAAGUUUGGAACACGCCUCAACUUCUGAUCAAAUCUUCCAAAGAAGCCAAUUCGGUGAGUCUAUGAUUUAUCUAUCCACGUCUGUCGUAUAUUUUCAUAUUUUUAAUAUAUAAUAUACGCGACAUGACGGAUAACGAUAAGAAUAGUAUUAAUAUAAUAGACUCACACGUAUGUGUACCGAAUCCUUGUCACUUGUUAUUCGCGUGAUGAUGAAUUCCACGCUUUAUUCGAGAAAUGUUACCCUAUUAACGACUCUCCUCGUUGACCCGGCUGCUUGGUACGGAAUGCAUACACAUAAGCAUAUCCGUCUACCACCCAGCACCAAAUGGUUAAGUUGAACGGUUUCACUGCCAACUUAAAAGUGUUCUACGAGCACACGAAAACGGCAACUGGCACGAAACCAUACCGCUCGUUCUUUUAGGGGCGAGAACGAGCUUAAAGGCAGAUAUCCAAUGUUCCGCCACUGAACUUGUAUACGGCACGACAUUGCGUCUGCCCGGAGAAUUCUUCACACCACGGAGCAGACCUAAUUUCGGUAAAUCAGACUACGUCCAUCGACUGUCUGCAUUUAUGCGAACGCUGUCUCCGGUGUCAACUCGAAUACAACAUCGACAGGUCGCUCUCCCUCGAGAGUUAUCUACCUGUUCACAUGUUUUUGUACGAGUAGAUUCGGUACGCAAACCUUGGCAACAACCUUACGAAGUUCCUUUUCACGUGAUCGCUCGUCACGAAAAGACCUUCAAGGUUGAUCGAUAUGGACGCGUCGAGAUCGUCAGCAUUGAUCGUCUCAAACCAGCACACGUCGAUGACAGUGCCCUAUCUGACACCCUGAGAUUCAAUGCUAGACCUAUCAAACCUAGCGGGAUCCUUAAAUCUUCUUCAGGUCCCACGCUAGAUGCAUCUGAGACCUCAUUCUCACGUCCCGGUCAACAGCACGCGUCAUCUGCACCGUCUACGGACGAGACGACAGUCUCACGUCCAGAUCAGCAGACCACGCCGCCUCUGACCUCGGAUGAGAUUGCAGGCUCACGAAAUACGAACGAGACUGCCGUCUCACGUUCCGGUCGCCGAGUACGGUUCCCGUACGCUUCCGCGACUAGUCGCACAGUCAACAACCGAUACGGUGUAGGAUUAUUCCUAUACUACACGUAUGCUACACUCCUCUUUUUUUGAUUUUCUUUUUGUUUCCUGAGCCCACGCCUUCGACCAUCUACGUUUGGUUCCGUCGACUUCAGUCAACUUUGGCGAAAGCUGGAUUGGCCACCCACGCUCUUGUCAACGUACUCAGUCGAUAUAUUGGUUUCGCAUGCUUGGUAUACGCUUGGUCCCGAACUUGGUCGUUACGGUCGCUUCUGGCUUUUGGCUCAACGUGGUUUCGUCCUACGUCUGCAGCGUUUCUGGUGCGCACCUCUACGAACGCCCUCUUCAGAUUCUGGAUACAAACCACUCUGGUGUAGCAUGCCAACUCAAGCAACAAAUACAACACAUCGCUCCUGGUACCGUUCUCCGAUAACGACCUUCGUUGGCAACUCGACGAUCAGCGUUCGCUUUCCUGUUCGCCAAUUCUUCCGUCCUACAAUCGCUCGUCAGCCGAUCAGUCCCACGAUUUAAACCGCUAUUUAUCGAAAGUGUAAACCCUUUCUAGCGGGAGGCUCCUGUAGUGACUCACGUUUAUCACGAGAACACGACUGGUUUAAUAAAAACAAUUAUUAUUAUAACCAACUGUACCAGUGUUUGUUUUAACGUGCUUUUGUUUGACUGUACUAAUGACAGCUUUUUUGUGCUUCCAUUUUUUCGCUUACACUUCGAUUGUAACUUCGCGCGAAUUCGGUUACGUUCUGUAACCAAGCUUGUAUCCUGGCACGAUCUCGGUAUCCUUUCGAUGCCACGAAUGACAAUGACAGAUGUGAAAAUCAGGAGAGGAUCUGACAUCGCUUCGGUCACCACUUUGUUGUGACCUAUUUAAAACUGAAGCUAAACAAGCACUGGAAAACUUGAUAAACAGCACUACAAAGGUACAAUACAGACUUCCUUCGACUUGCUGACAAACUCAAAGAAUUCAAGAUAGCUCUCAACAACAGGUUCCAAGCCUUACAGGAUCUACUGAAGGGAGAAGAAACGUCUAUGGAGGACAACUGGAAAGGUACCAACGACCCAUUAACUUCAACGUAUCAAGAGGUCCUGUGGCUCAAUUAGCAUCAUCAUAAGGAAUGGAUCUCUAUGAAAACAAUGAAAAAAUCGAGGAAAGUAGGAAGAAGAAGGUAGCAGUUACGAACAGCCGAACACGAGCAGAUGACGUUCAAGUACAAGUUGAGUACGCAGAAGCAGUUGAGCGAGUGAAGAAAAGCAUUAAAUCCGACAAGCAGAAAUACGUGGAAGAACUAGCAACAACGGUGAACAAAGCCACAAGAAAAGUAAAUAUGAAACAACGGGCGACCUUUCUGCAACGCAACUAUGUAAACUUAAUGUAUGGAACACUGUCAUUUGUGCGUUCAAGUAAUCACAGGUUUUGUCAUUUCAUGUGUUUUUAAUUAAAUAACUAGAUUCUGUAGUUAAUGUUUCUCUGUUUUAUAAUUUUUAUUCGCCACGUCAGACUGCGUUACACUGUACGUCCAUUGCACGCUGAAAUGAUAUCUCAAGUCAUAGUGAGUUUAUUCACAUAGUUGAUUGUUUCCAGAUAGACUGUCAGUGCAUGAUUUUACUGAAGAAAGGUUUGUGGUACUGUAAACUGUGUUUCUAUGAUCAACUCCCUGUUGUCUUCAGUAUGAAUUCAUACUGAAUACUGCUUUAAAGCAGUAUAUAUGUAUCCUUCUUUUUUUUCUUAGGUAAGUUCAACUGGGCUAUAUUUCGUGUUUUGGUUUUAUCGGCUUAAUUAUGUCCAUUUACCUACUUUGAGCAAAAUAUCUUUGCAAGUGAAACAAUAACUAUGACACUUGCUUAGUUUAGUGUUCUUGGUUGUCGUAUAAUUCAGUUUAGUUGAAAGAAUUAUGAUAUAUUUAAGUAUAGUGCUUGAAGCCUGUAACGAAACAGAUCAGUUUAGUAAGUAGAGUUGCCUGUUUCUAAUGUGUAUACGGAUUCAGAUCAGUCUGAUUAAAAAUAGGAAAAAACGUGCCUUUGAUGCUGUUGCUGUCAUACAUUAUAAGAUAGCGAUAAGUAUGUUUGGUGUUUAUUUCUAAACUGUACAUCUAUCACUGACCAUAUUUCAUGAUCACUGUCAUUAAACAAUUUCCCCAGCAAUAACAUCGGUAGCAAGAUAGCUAAGUGUCUGAGCUUUUAGUUGCCCGCAAAACAGCAGUAUACAGUCUUAGAAGAUGAGUGUUCUGUGUCUCAAUUAAAUGCAGCUGGCUGUGGACAAAUGUUAAAAAUCUUUUUGACAACCGGGACUUUUAGUUUAUCAUACACUUACUCUGCUUGUAUGUUUUCCUGUUAAACUAGACGCAGAUGCAUGGGAAUACUUAAAUGGGAGCAAAAUAAUAAAAGCAUUGCAAUACGGUACUAAGCCCAUGUUAUGCUUUGCGCAAGUAAUAGUAGCUGACCUUAUCUAAUAUUCAUGAACCUUAAGGUAAAUCACAACUGCAUAAAUUCUUUGCUAAAAAACAUGUGAUUUGGUUGUUUAUAUGUUCCACAUUUCUGACUAAAUUCAUCACAAUUUUUUCAUUUAGAAUACAACAGGAGUGAGUCUUCACAGAUCAUAAAAACUGUUUCGCCCUUAGAACUAGGGCCCUAUGGAACUGUUUACGGGAGAUCCAACGAACAGCAGAUGAUAAAAAGGAUGCUGGACUUCCAUUUUAGUCUCACAACCACUUCCAGUAUUUUGUGACUUCUUUUACUCUUUCGUUUGGAAAAAACAAAAACUGCUGCUUAACAUUACCAAUACAACUUUCAAACGGGAACUUGGUUUAAAUCUUUGUUUGAUAUUCGAUUGUUAAUGAAAGUUCUUGAGUAAAUUUCUGAAUCUAA